Molecule: messenger RNA, 3108 nt
Organism: Engraulis encrasicolus (European anchovy)
Lineage: Eukaryota; Metazoa; Chordata; Actinopteri; Clupeiformes; Engraulidae
Product: ras-GEF domain-containing family member 1C-like
Exons: 14
Coding region: 464-1918 (484 amino acids)
Biological process (GO): Ras protein signal transduction; positive regulation of GTPase activity
Cellular component (GO): plasma membrane
Molecular function (GO): guanyl-nucleotide exchange factor activity
Source: RefSeq, a predicted model, not a curated record
CACCGAUCACAACGGAGAACCGGCUGUGGGAGCAGGCAACCACACCUUCACUGCGUAGGAAGCAGUUGCGUUUAUUCCCCGGCAAAGGCACGGCCACCAAAAGGGACUGCAGCACGAGCUGACAAAAAGGAAACUAAGCGUUCGCAUGCAUAUGCUGGAAUAAUAUUGGCGCCAGCUACCUGUUCCAUCGAAGAAAACAGGAGAAGUCCGAUGCUGAAUGAGACAUUAUUUUACAUUUGGAGUCCAAUACAUGUUGGGUGACAGGAGGAGCCGUUAAAGGGCUCGAGGACCUCACCAUCCUCGAAAGCCGUUGGUGUGGGCAUGCCUCUAGCCCACGGAAGCUCAUAGCUGUUAGAAUUUCAAAUCAAUUCAAAUAUUUCAAUAAAUCAACUCUACGGUUUUUCUUCUUUAUCGGCUCGUACCACGAGGGAGAGGAUGGGAACAGAGCGUUUGUAGAAUUGGAAUGCCCCAAACUCUGUGCUCCAGCAGCAUGUUUGCCCCCGGUGGCUUGGGUCCCCCCCUGGCCCCUGGCGAGGAGGAGCCCCCCCAGGAGGAGGGCCCCGGGCCGGGAACGGCCUUCAGCGAGAGCCCCCCUAUCUCCUCCGCCUCCCUGGACACCCUUAUCCAGCACCUGGUGCCCACCGCAGACUACUACCCCGAGAAAGCGUACGUGUUCACGUUCCUGCUGAGUUCGCGCCUCUUCAUCCCUCCUCAUGAGCUGCUGGCGCGCGUCUGUCAACUCUGCAUCCAGCAGCAGCAACUGGAGCAGACGCCACUAGAUGCGGCCAAGGUGAAGAAAUUCGGUCCCAAGAUCCUUCAGCUGUUGACAGAGUGGACGGAAACCUUCCCCUCCGACUUCCGAGAAGAGAAGAUGGUGGCUCACCUCAAGGACCUCACCCACAGGAUAGCACCCUGCGAUGAGGCGUACCGUAAGAAGCAGCACCAGGUGCUGCAGAACCUGAAUGCCAAGCUGGCGGCCAUUGCGCAGGCCCAGGACGAGGCCAAGGUGGUUGCCAAGGUGACGGCCUCUGUGUCCGACAAGCUGGUGGCCUUCAAGACCAAGCCGGCGCCCAUCCAGAAGGACAUGCUCAGCAUCUGCAACGACCCCUUCACACUAGCACAGCAGCUCACACACAUAGAGCUGGAGCACCUGAGUCACAUUGGGCCUGAAGAAUUUGUCCAAGCCUUUGUACAGAAAGACCCCCUGGACACCAGCACCCAGCCUUGCUUCAGCGAACAGAGCUGCUCCACCUCUAACCUUGAGGCCUAUGUGCGCUGGUUCAACCGGCUGUGCUACCUGGUGGCCACAGAGAUCUGCAUGCCUCCUAAGAAGAAACAGAGGGCUCUGGUGAUCGAAUUCUUCAUCGAUGUCGCUCGGGAGUGUUUCAACAUCGGGAACUUUAACUCCCUCAUGGCCAUCAUAUCUGGAAUGAACAUGAGUCCAGUGUCUCGUCUCAAGAAGACUUGGGCCAAAGCCAAAACUGCAAAGUUCUUCAUACUUGAGCAUCAGAUGGACCCAACAGGGAACUUCUACAACUACAGGACAGCCCUGAGGGGAGCGGCACACAGGUCCCGGACAGCUCACAGCAACAAUGAGAAGAUUGUGAUUCCAUUCUUCAGCCUCCUCAUCAAAGACAUCUACUUCUUGAAUGAGAGUUGUGCCAAUCGUUUGCCCAAUGGGCACGUCAACUUUGAGAAAUUUGUGGAGCUGGCGAGACAGGUGGGAGAGUUCAUGGCCUGGAAGCAGAUGGAGUGUCCCUUCGAGCAGGACAGGAGCAUCCUCCACUACCUGCACACCGCUCCCAUCUUCAACGAAGACGGGCUUUACUUGGCCUCGUAUGAGAGUGAGAGCCCAGAGAACCAGGUGGAGAAGGACCGCUGGAAAUCACUCAGGUCCUCCAUCCUUGGGAAGACCUGAGACAGCCCUUCCAUCGGCAGCUAGCUUUUCAUGUCUGAAUUGAUGAGAGGUAAUUUAUUGCACUAGCGGAGACUGUGAAGGAACUAAGGCUGGCUCUUAGACAUACUGUAUUUAUACACGUGGAGAGAAAGAACACAAUGAACUUUGAAUCAGAAAAAAUGAUGAACAGGAUUCAUCAACUUACUCAUCAUCAUCAUCAUCAUUGUCGUCGCAAGCAUUGACAUGUAAAAAACAGAAACAGUGAACCAUCCUAGGCUUGAGUGAACUGUUGUAAUUUGAAGUAUUUGAAAUGCAUUGUGGGGGAGCGCUCUGUGCGUAUGGGGUGUAUGUCUACUGUAUGUUUGUAUCUUUCCACGAGUUGUUCUUCUGAGAAUUCUUGAUAUACGAAAAAGAAAUGUAGUCACAGGGAACAUACAACUUUGAAAACCUGUUUAUUGUACUUCAAAUAUGACGUGUUACAUUUUGUUAUUUUUACGUUUUUUUUUUUUUAAGUACUCUAAUCCUGUAUAUCAAUGUUCUUAAAGUAUUGUCAAGGGGCGCUGGCUUGCCCAUAAUAUUGCCUGGGGACGAUGAUGUGCUUUAGUGUCAUGAUAGAUGUGCACAUACCUGUGACAAAGGCCAAGUGUGUGUGUGUGUGCGUGUGUGUGUGUGUAUGCGUGUGUGUGUGUGUGUAUGUGUGUACGCGUGCGUGCAUAUUUGGAAUGUGUGCUUGAGUAGUUGUGUUUGUGUGUGCGUGCGUGUUUUCUACUGUAUUAACUAUCUGUACAUUAAGUCUCUGAACUGGACAUGUGAGCCAUAAAGAUGACAUUUAAAAAAACUAAACUAUAAUUAUACUAAACAUGAAAAGACCACAAUGCUACCUUACUUGCGUUACUGAAACAGAUAAUACACAUUCUCUCCGUUUACAUAAGAAAAAGACAGCUGAUGCGGUAUCCCUCAUGCUCUUGUGUGCAUUAUUUUUGUCAUGUUUAUCUUUCUUAAUUCUAGAAAUGAGAACAAUCAAAUGAAGAAAAAACUUGUUUGUGUGUGUACAGAGUGUAUUUGACAUCCUGCCAAAUGUCCUAUGACACAGGGGUUGUCCUUCUCGACUGAUAUUCAGUUGUUUACCAUGUUCAUGAUUCUGUGAUAACAGAUGAGUUUUUAAAUGUUUUAUUUGUAUUGGUUCGUUCCUUUUGUUCUGUUAUUUUGCU